Messenger RNA from Besnoitia besnoiti, 396 nucleotides. RefSeq lists its product as uncharacterized. The transcript has 2 exons. The record is from RefSeq and is a predicted model, not a curated record. Bases 1 to 396 code for a protein of 131 amino acids. NCBI's taxonomy places the organism in Eukaryota, Apicomplexa, Conoidasida, Eucoccidiorida, Sarcocystidae.
AUGGCGCUCCGACUCUCGACUCCGCUGUUCAUAGCAGAUCGCGUGCGAACUAGCUGGACUUACAAGCAUCCGCGCUACAGCGGCGGCGUGCGGUUCUCCGUGCCGCGAUUCAUGGUCACGAAGCGGACGUUUUUGUCGACAAAGUUCCGCCGGCCUGCUUCCGUCACCAAAUGGGGCAAUCCGCAGCACACGCUGCCCUCGAAGCUUGCGGAGCAGCCGGCCGACAGCGCCGCAGGCCCUGCGCGCAGUCAAGGCGCAAAGGGAGGCGAAGCGGCGGAGAAGCUUCAGGGCGCCUCAGAGAAGGCGCAUGCGCCCAAAUUCUGCGACAUGCUGUAUCUCCACCAAGAAGACCAGAAACGCAAGAUUCGCCCGCACGCGAAUUUCUUCUUUCGGUGA